Molecule: messenger RNA, 462 nt
Organism: Protopolystoma xenopodis
Lineage: Eukaryota; Metazoa; Platyhelminthes; Monogenea; Polystomatidea; Polystomatidae
Source: the annotation of a GenBank genome assembly
AUGGCCCAGUCAAAUCGGCUACACCGUGAAGGGAUAGCCGGCCGGAAAGUUGACCGGGAGAGGAAAAGCAUCUCCUUCUUCGUCGGUGAAUGCCAACAGUGCACACGCAUUAGUCCCAUUUCCCUGGGGAGCAGCAACACAGCGCCUCGUGCCCUGAAGCUAUGCCGACCGGUUGACUCGAUUUUCUCGCCCAAACGACUAAUAUUGAAGCUGGACGGGCAGAUGAGCCCAGCUAUUGUCGGGGAUGCCGGAAUGCAUGCACGGUUUCGAAGGCGUUCGAGCACACCACAUCGCAUGACAUUGCGUGUUGUGCAUGAGUGCAUUGCUCGACUUGGCCAUGUUCACAUGCCAGACGGGCAUUGCUUGCAUCCGGCUGGGAUGGGCCUUGGCGAACUGAGGGAUCCGGACCUGGGCCAGUCAUCAAGGACGGAUCAGACAGCAAACUCGCUUCUAGAAGAGUGA